AUGCUUGAAUUGAUCUUCUUCAUUGGUGCUCUAGCGUCUACUCUAGCUUUUGCUUCGGCAAGUUUGAUCAGAAUCUGCAGCACGCGAGCUAAAGUCCCGACACCAGUGAUAGUUCCAAUCCAAACCAAAGUAAAGGAAAAGAUCGACGAGAACGAGAAUGUCUCAAAAUAUCAAGCUUUGAGAAAUCUACGAGAUCAACAUGAAGUGACCGCCGCUAUGUCAAGACUAGUUGAUGAGGAUGGCGCAGGAGCUUGGCCACCAAAUGCAAAUCAUGAUUCAUGGCCCAUGGCGCUUCGGCCGUACAAAGAAAUUUACUUCCAACUCAUUCCCCUUCUUUCUGCUGCUCCACCUUCGCUAGAUGGUGAUAUAAAUAAUGAAAGACGCGAAAAAUAUCGAUCUAUGAUGCGGAAGUCGUUGAUGGAGCGGAUCAACGUUCCCCAAGUUGUGGCCAUCAUGGCUGCAGUUGAAGCUGGCAACUGGGAUAUCUUUCCCAGAGACGCAUAUAAUGGGUUUUAUUGCUGUGUUGCUGUUUUUCGUCAUGCAUACAGAUGGGCAACCAUUCCUGUGGUCAAAGUAGCACAAUUAGAGAAAAUUGUAGAGUUCCCAUCUGAACUGAACGCACUGUGGCCAUAUUUUCAGCGAAACUUCGGUGUAGACGCUGAUGCAGGAAACAAUACAUCUAAUGUCCUACUAAACUUCAAUACGAGAGGAGAAAGAAUUUAUAGGAUCAACGUCGGAAUGUCCGAUUUGAUCCGAUCAUCCGAGGAAGUCUUCUUCCAAAUGUUUUAUGAUCUUGAAGUUGUUGCUUUCCCUAUCUACCACGAAAUGGUACUCUCAAUUCUAGCUUACAACUCUUCUUCCCCCAUGGCUUGUCUCCCCCACCUUCGCACCAUGAACACACGUCUCCGCGACCUCUUCCUCGUCUUCUACGAAAAUCUCACCAAAUCCCGUUGGGGCGUGGGAAGAAUCGUCAAUGGGGAAUAUGUGAAAUAUGAUGGACGUUCUGGAAACCAUGUCUUGUUUUUCCAGGCGCUAGAUGCAUUUUUGGGAAUGGGGAGAUAUUUGACGGAUAAGAAUAUGAAGAGAUAUAUACCCGUGAGACAAAGAGAAUUGUGCUUGGUGCUAAAGAAAUAUAGUUUUGUGAGGGGAGCAAGGGAGAAGGGAGAGAGGGAGAUUGAAGAGGAGUUCGCAAAGAUGGUUAGUCAGUUGAAGUUAUUUCGUGCCGCCCAUCGUGCACGCGUAAUGUCGUAUCUCCAAGAGCCAGCCCCCCGAACGUCUAGUAAUGACAGCUGGUAAAUCUGUUCUUGAGAACUCGAAUACCAAGAGUCUGGAUGAUGCGUUGAAGCCUUUGGAUGAUAUGCUAGCGGAUAGGUUGAAAGAAACAGCGGAUGUUGGAACCAUUAGUGCUGGCGCUUGA
Molecule: messenger RNA, 1417 nt
Organism: Botrytis porri
Lineage: Eukaryota; Fungi; Ascomycota; Leotiomycetes; Helotiales; Sclerotiniaceae
Exons: 5
Coding region: 1-1296 (431 amino acids)
Biological process (GO): 'de novo' NAD+ biosynthetic process from L-tryptophan
Cellular component (GO): cytoplasm
Molecular function (GO): metal ion binding; heme binding; indoleamine 2,3-dioxygenase activity
Source: RefSeq, a predicted model, not a curated record